AUGAGCAUUCCGUAUCGGCGCCUCGACUCGUCGAAGCGCGAGGUGCGCCUGCUGGAGAUCCAGUCGGCUCGCAACCUCAAUGACCCGGUCGAGUGCAGGCUGGUGACGGUCCGGCUGACGGACGAGCCCGAGUUCAUCGCGCUGUCGUCGCUGUAUGGCGACGCCAACGAGAUGGAGCGCAUCUACAUCUCGGGCCAGCCCGUCAGCAUCACGACGCACCUGGCGGCGGCCAUCAAGAACAUCCGCGCCGUCUUCUACCCGACCAUCUCACGGCGGUUCCAGCGCACUCCGGCCCGGCGCCCGCACGGCGCGCCGCGAUGGCUGCGCCAGCUCUUUGGCGUGAGCGGCACGCAGCGCGGCGAGCUCGAGGCGCGCGCCCUGCGUGUCUGGGUCGACCUCGUGUGCAUCAACCAGGUCGACGAGGUCGAGCGCCAGCGCCAGACGCUCGACAUGCGCCUCAUCUACAAGUCGGCCGAGCUGGUCAUCGGCUGGCUGGGCGACAAGGCCGAGCACACCGACGUGGCCAUGAUGACGCUGGCCGAGAUCGAGGACGCCAUGCCCGCCCGCUGGGGCGACCCGGGUGACCGCGAGGAGCACCCCGAGGACUACUCGCCCACGCACCGCUGGGCCCAGGCCAUCACGCACAUCUGGGCGCCCGGCCCGGGCGGCGAGAUCCCCUUCAUGAUGCCGCACUGGGUCGGCUGCAACGACUUCAUGACGCGCCAGUACUUCCAGCGCCGCUGGAUCCUCGAGGAGAUUGCCCUGGCGCGCUUCCCGACGUUCCUCAUCGGCGACGUUAUUGUGCCGUGGAAGCAGGUGCUUCGCCUCAACAGAAUGAUGGAAGAGUUCAAGUACCAUCCCUCGACUGUGUUUCCAAAGGAGCUCAGCGCCAUGAUUGCCGAACUGCCCCUGGAGACGGCCCACAAGCUCCUGGACGAGUUUGCCAAGAGGGAGGCCCUCGAGGAGGCUCGCAUUCUCAAGGAGACGGGCAAGAGCAGGGCCACGUCGUCUACGCGAUCUAAUGAUUAA
Messenger RNA from Trichoderma reesei QM6a, 1029 nucleotides. RefSeq lists its product as uncharacterized. NCBI's taxonomy places the organism in Eukaryota, Fungi, Ascomycota, Sordariomycetes, Hypocreales, Hypocreaceae. The transcript has 2 exons. The coding region runs from base 1 to 1029 and encodes 342 amino acids. The record is from RefSeq and is a predicted model, not a curated record.